AUGGCGAAAGAUUACAUUUACGCUGUGACACCACUCCUUGUGGAUGCACUCAUGGAGAGGGAUAUCGUACACCGACAAAUAGCAAUGGAUGCAGUGGCGCAUUUGACGCUGGGUGUUUUUGGUUUUGGAUGCGAAGAUGCGCUGAUCCAUUUGUUCAACUACGUUUGGCCGAAUAUGCUUGAAAACUCGCCACACGUCAUACAGCGAUUUGUGUUUGCGUGUGAUGCGAUGCGUGUAUCGCUUGGACCUAUCAAGGUGCUUCAGUAUUGUCUUCAGGCUUUGUGGCACCCAGCCAGAAAAGUUCGGGAGCCAAUCUGGAAGGUUUUUAACAACCUGAUAUUGGGAUCACAGGAUGCUCUGGUAGCUGGUUAUCCACGCAUUCUGAACACAGAAAGAAAUAAUUUUGUGAGAUAUGAACUGGAUUAUGUGCUAUAG
Messenger RNA from Gongylonema pulchrum, 435 nucleotides. Lineage: Eukaryota; Metazoa; Nematoda; Chromadorea; Rhabditida; Gongylonematidae. The record is from the annotation of a GenBank genome assembly.